CCACCAUUUUACCACUGGAAAAGGAAGCUGAGCUUUUAGGUGUCUUAACUGUGGCCUUAAGUGCUAACACAGGAUUAGUGAGGUAAACGAUGAAAGAGGUUUAGCACUCCCUGCUUAGGAGCAGUGCUGCUUCAGUAAUUACACAUCAGUGGUAAAGGUGCAGCGGGCGGUUGGAUGGGAGAUCAUAGUGAUGUCAAGACAGGGAGGGCUUACUGCAGGAGAUAAGGCCAGCUAAUGGAGAUGAAAUGAAUCGGUAUUUAAAAGGUCUGGUUUAGUUAAGGCACCUUACUGGCAGCAGAUUGGACUCAAACUGACUGGAAGGAGAAGAAAGGAGUGAGAAACAGGUUCUGUUAGAGUCCAAAAAAUUACAUUUGUUUUUAUUGUUGUUUACCUGAACGGGACAGAAACAGGUCUGAGUUCAACUCACUGGUGGAAACUUGAAGUGAUUUGGUUACAGGUUAAAGGUCGUCUGUCAUGACCCCACGAGAGCAGCUGAGGAAGAUGACGGCACUGGGAGAGCAGGGGACCCUGGAUGAGAAGCACUGGUAUCGGCUGGUUAACGGGAUGUCAGCUGGAGAGCUCAGGCAGAGGCAGGAGCUCAUCAUGAGGAACCAGAUGGCCAUGGCGCCGCAGAUCCUCUCCCAGGGGCAGCAAAGGUUGCAGGGGGUCCCAGCACAGUUUGAACCCCGCUUCAUGGAAAGAGAGUUGGUUCCUCCAGCUGAGAUGGUUCCGUCCGAGGCCCGGCAGAUGCACGUGGGGCCUCACCUCGGUCCACCUUUACCCCCCCACGCUAACGUCCUGCCUGGGAGAACGUUCCCUGGACCUGCCGGAUACAGCUUCGUGCCUUCGGAACCCAUGGAAACAGUGGCCCGGCGACAGGAGCUCAUACACAAGCAGAACAUAGCAAGGAUGGAGAUGAACGCCAUCCUGCACCAGAAGGAGCUGGAGAACGCUCACCAGAAAGGGCUGAUGGGAAUGGAGAACCCCGUGUCGUACCCGUCCAACCCCAUGCUGUUCAGAGGCCGCCAGCGCAUGCCCGACGGCCACGACGUCUUCGUCCACCGCCCCUCCCUGGACGAGCUGCACUCCAGCAGCAUCUUCAUGUCGGCCAGCCCCUACCCGCCGAUAGGCGCGCUGCACAGGGAGAGGGGCCGGAGGGCCGGGAGGAGGCCGGCCGCCCACAAGAGCUCGGAGAACCACGCGCCCAGCCUGAAGGGUCCGGUGGAAGACAAGAGUGUAGAGCAGAGCCCCGAGGCCACGUCCGGAGAGGAGAAGGAGACGGAGGCAAAGGGGGACGUCGGAGAGGAGUGCGCCACCGGCAAGACGCACCGUCAGGUCAAAAUAGACUCCGACCUGGCCGCAGGGAGCAGGAAGACCUACAAAGAAGGGGAGGCGGGCCUACGUAAGGCCUGUGCGACUGCUCAAGACGGGUGUUCAGACGCGGCCAACCCAGGGACUAAUGAUAAAGACAUGUCCAGCUCUGCUUUCCAGGAGAAAUUCAUGUAUCCGUCCAACAGCGGGACUCUGACAGGGAUGCCUUAUAUGUUCCCCGUCCCUGGGAAUGGCUUCCUUCCUGCCGGUCCGCCAAACCUCUUUCUUAACGGUGACGAAAUACCCGAAGACAUAAGGAAGUGGACGGUGAAUGACGUCUACAACUUCAUCAGCAGUAUUCCCACGUGUUCGGAGUACGCUCAGGUUUUUAAGGACCACAUGAUUGAUGGAGAGACCCUGCCUCUUCUUUCGGAGGAGCACCUGUUGGACACACUGGGGCUCAAACUGGGGCCAGCUCUGAAGAUUCGCUCACAGGUGUCCAGGCGGAUGGGCAGCAUGUUGUACAUGCUGAACCUGCCGUUGACCGGCUCCACCCUGCAGGCCACCCCCGAGAAGCCUGGGGACCGCUCCCCAGAGAUCCCCUCCCCCGGCAACUGCAACAGCGAGGACAUGAUGGCGAGCCCAAGAGACGCCGACGGCAUGAAAUCCUCAGAACACCUUCACGAAGCAGAAAACUGUUCACCUCCUUUAGUCAGCAAUGAGACCGCCUGAUCGUCGCUGAUAAAACACAAACUGAGCCCGGACCAGUCUGCACCCCUCAGGCCUGAUGAACCGUUUCUGCCAUGGUUGUUUACACAGUAUUUCACUGGGAUGAAGAUGCUGUUUUCAUUUACUGUGACCAAAUGUCUCUUACAUUUUCUUUAUUUGUACAUAUUUUUAACAGCAAAACCUGAUACUCUAAGUUUCUGCAUCAGUUUUCUUUUUCUGUUUAUCGUUGCACACAGUUGUCUCUGUUUGGAUGUAGGUUCCUGUUAUUCUUUUAGGUCACAUUUUAUUUUAAUUAAAUCUGACAACCAAAAAAUGGAAUUGCUCAUCUUUGAUUUAAUGUUGCAUGUUUUUUUUUAUUUAUUUUAUUUUAUUUGCAUUUCUUUAGCAAUAAAGUGCUUUUUUAUACAAAGGAA
Messenger RNA from Austrofundulus limnaeus, 2453 nucleotides. It is a transcript of the gene samd7, whose product is annotated as sterile alpha motif domain containing 7. The transcript is spliced from 9 exons. Gene Ontology annotation, biological process: negative regulation of DNA-templated transcription. The record is from RefSeq and is a predicted model, not a curated record. Gene Ontology annotation, molecular function: histone binding; chromatin binding. Gene Ontology annotation, cellular component: nucleus. NCBI's taxonomy places the organism in Eukaryota, Metazoa, Chordata, Actinopteri, Cyprinodontiformes, Rivulidae. Bases 475 to 2043 code for a protein of 522 amino acids.